AUGAGCGAUGAGAAGGAAAGCGGGACAGAGAUGAAAGAAGUGAUAGAUAAAGGGAUAGAUAAAGUAAAAGAAAAGUAUAGAGGUAGAAGAGGGAGUACGGGGAGCAUGGGAACGCGAGAGGAGAACUCUAGAACCCUAGAUGAGAUUUGGAAAAGGAAGAGAGAUGAUCUAGAUAAGAGCGGGGGGGGGGAAGAGAAAGAGAUAGUGUUCAAGAGAAGUAAUAUGACAACAAGGUCGCCUAAAAAAAAAGCGGAAACAAAAGUAGGUGAAAAAGAGAUAAGGGAGAUAAUUAAUAAAAAUGGAGAAGAGGGCAGAGGAAACAUGGAGGCAGAAGAGCUGCUAAGAAAGAUAUUAAGGAAAAUGGAGAAACAAGAGGGUUUGAAGGAAGAAUUGAGGAGAAGUGAGGCAAUAUGGAGGAAGCAGAGAGAAGCGCUAGAAGAAAAAGUAAAAAAGCUUGAGGAGAAAGUGGAGGAAAGGAUAAAAAGAGUGGAGGAGAAAAUAAGAGAAAGAAAGGGAAAGGAAAAGGGGGAGAUAGGAAACGGAAACAAGAUGAGGGAGAGAAUGAAAGAGUUGGAAAGAAGGCUGGAAAGAAAGGAGAAGGAGGAGAGAAGAAGAAACAUAGUGAUAAGGGGUUUAGAAGUGAAGGAAGGAGGGAGGAGACAAGAAGCGGAGAAGUUGGAGGGAAUAGGAGCCAAGGUGAAGGCAAUAGAGGUGAAGAGAAUAAGGGGGAAUGUGAAAAAAGGAAGAGAAAUGGUGUUGUUGAAAUUGGAAAAUGAACAAAAAUGGGAGGUGAUGGAAAAAAAGAGGAGCUUGGUGGGGAGAAAGGAGAGAAUCAUGGAGGAUUUGACGUGGGAGGAAAGAAGGACGAACUGGAUACUGAGAGAGUUAGCGAGAAGAGAAGAAAGAGAGGGAAAGAGGGCGUGGAUUAAAGCGGGCAGAAUAAGGUUGGAAAAUGUAUGGUGGAGCUGGGAUAUGGAAGAGGAGGUGUUAAAGGAUGAAAGGGGAAUGAUAAGAAAGGAGAGUGGAGGAGAGAAGGAGGAGGGAGGUAAGGUAGAAGGGGGAGGAUUGAGAAUGGUGACGGGGGAAGAAGAGGGGAGAGGGGAGGAAUUAAAGAGUGGCAAUAUGGAAGGCAAAGGAGAAGAGGAGGGGAAAAGUAAGUUUUGGAGGGUGGUAUUCUGGAGUGUAGCUGGUUUGAAAAAUAAAGACAAGGACUUUUGGGAAGCGUUGAAGAAAAAGGAUGUAUUAGUCAUGGUAGAGACCUGGAUAGGAGAAAAGGGCUGGGAGAGAAUAAGGGGAAGGUUGCCAAGAGGGUACAAAUGGGGAGUGCAAAUGGCGAAAAGAAAGAAUAAAAAAGAGAGAGCAAUAGGAGGGAUAAUAAUGGGAAUAAGAAAAGGGUUUAAAGAGAAGGGGACGGAGAUUGAAACUGAUAGGGAGGGCUUGAUAGCGGGAAAGGUUAGGAUAGGUGGAGAGAGAUGGAGUAUUAUAAGGGUAUAUGCAAAAAAAGAGGAGAUAGAGGAGAGCUUACAGGAGCUGGGACACAUAAUGGAAAGAAAAGAGAAAAGAAGAUUUACGAUAAUAGGGAGAGAUUUCAAUGCGAGGACUGGGCGAGAAGGUGGGAGUAUAGAGGAAGAGGAAGGAGGAGGAUGGUCGGCAGGGGAAAGAAGAUCGAAAGAUAAGAAGAUAGACAAAGAGAGGAGGUUGCUGGUGUAUACGGCGAUUUUGGCGGAGAAGUUGAGAGAGGAGAUAGAAGGAAAAAGAAUAGUGCCACAAAAUCAGACAGGUUUCAGAAGGGGGAUGGGAACUAUAGACAAUAUAUUUGUGUUGAAUUACUUGGUGAACAGAAGGUUAGAAAAGAAGGGGGGAAAACUGAUAGCGUGUUUUGUGGACCUGAAGGCGUCGCUUGACUUGGUGGAUAGAGGAGUACUGAUAAAGUCAAUAAGAGAAAGGGAAAUAAGGGAAGGGCUGGUGAGGAAAACGGAGGAGAUACUAAGGGAGACGAGAAGCAGAGUAAGGGUAGGAGACGAAUUGGGAGAAAAGUUCUGGACGGGAAGGGGUGUAAGGCAGGGGUGCCCAUUGAGCUCGCUGUUGUUCAAUGUGCUAUUGGCGGAUAUGGAACAGGAAGUGGGCAGAGCCAAAUGA
Molecule: messenger RNA, 2139 nt
Organism: Temnothorax curvispinosus
Lineage: Eukaryota; Metazoa; Arthropoda; Insecta; Hymenoptera; Formicidae
Product: golgin subfamily A member 6-like protein 22
Exons: 3
Coding region: 1-2139 (712 amino acids)
Source: RefSeq, a predicted model, not a curated record